Drosophila mojavensis is the source of this 1867-nucleotide messenger RNA. RefSeq lists its product as uncharacterized. The transcript is spliced from 4 exons. Lineage: Eukaryota; Metazoa; Arthropoda; Insecta; Diptera; Drosophilidae. Gene Ontology annotation, cellular component: neuron projection membrane. The record is from RefSeq and is a predicted model, not a curated record. The coding region runs from base 226 to 483 and encodes 85 amino acids. Gene Ontology annotation, biological process: synapse organization.
CUGAAUCAACCCCAGUUUAUAGACAGAUGUAGAUGCAUAUGGACACAUAAAUAUCCUAAAAUUGCUUCCUAAAAGUAGUGGUCAAGUUACGGGAUUUUAAACUUAGGCAGCAUUUAAUUAGCUUGAGUAUUCAGUCACGUCAACAUGUUUUCGAGUUGAAUUUAACAUGCUUGGAUACCUGUAAACACUAACCCGAAAGUUGUUUACUAAGUAAGUGUUGUAAUAAUGGAGCCGGAAAAAUUACAUAUACAAAUAUAUUUGUGUCUACUAUUGAUCACCUCAUCAUAUUCAAAUGUAGGAAAAAUGACUUCUUCGCAAAAUCAUUUUGGAAGUACUGUGCCGAGUCAAUUCAUUACAAAAAAUAAUACUCGCGUCAUCGCUCAGAAAGGAGGACUAGCAAUACUGCCAUGCGUGGUUAAAGUUAACUCCCCGGCUACGCAAUUCUUGCCCUCAAAAUUCUGGCAGCAUUGGUUGCACGAUUGAGUGAUAGUAGGUUAUGCAAAGAGAUCAGCUGAUUUGCAGCUGUUUAAACCAGCCUACCACACAGCGGUUCGUCGCAGUAUCAACGCCUUCCCAACAUCUCCAAUAAAAUGCGUCCUAGCAGAAGCGGGUUUGUCCACAAUGGAGGACAGAGUUGCAGAAACAACAGCCCUGCUUAUCCCGAAAAUGUUCUGCUCACCCAACCUGCUCCUUCAAACUAUGGUACGGAAAGCUAUAAAUCAACGGAGAACCUACCGAUACCUCUCCACAAUACGCCGAUGCGCCGCUCUCUCCAAAAAAUGGAAUAUCCCAACUCCAACAACACCGAAAAUCCCCAGCGCCCCUUCAUGGCUUCUUAGACAAUCCUCUAUUAACUGCGCGCUACAGGAAUUUCAAAAAAUCACACAAACGGGGAAACUUUCUGCCAAUUAUUUUAUAAUGAAACAGCCAAGGAAUUUUAUGUUAAUCGAACGUGGAUAUUCACUGACGCAACAAAAUCAGCUGAACUCACUGCAUUCGCAUGCGUUGACAUCAAUGGUAAAAUUCUAUCAGCAGGAACACUACCAGAAUACUACUCUGUAUUUUCAGCCGAAGCAGAAGCUAUUCUGAAAGCCAUCGUUUACGCACAAGGCAGAACUGGAAAGUUUACGAUAUGUACCGAUAGCCUAUCGACUGUAGAAUCUGUCAAAAAUCUAUCUAACACAAACCCAACAAUCGUGCAGAUACGGGAAAGUUUAAUAAAAACCCCUCUAAAACUUAACAUAUUUUGGGUUCCCAGCCACAGGGGCAUCAGGGGCAAUGAGUUGGCUGACAAUGCAGCAAAAGCAAUGUCAAAGUAUCCCACAAUCAUGAUACUCCCUUCAGCGGAAAAAGAUCUGCGAAAAGUUAUUCUCAAACAGCUCCACUCGCAAAAAAUCGAAAUCUGGGCUAACUUUCAUCACAGAUACAGGAACUGCAACCCAAAUUUGGAGAAAGUCAAGUUCCCUAUCAACACAUCCCGAACGAAAAACACUAUUUUCACCCGCCUCCGGAUAGGACACAGCAGUGGCACCCACAGCCAUGUACUGUCAGGAGACCCAAAACCGAACUGCCACUUAUGUGGUCUAGAGCUCUCUACCGCACACCUGCUGGACACCUGCAAAAAAUUAGUUAGCAUUAGAAAAGCUCAUUUUCCAAAUAUACUUACCCUACGUCACAACAAUAAAUAUAAAUAAAAUAUAUAGAUAUUUACAAGAUUGUAAUUUAACAAAUAAGAUAUAAUCCUACAUAGAGCCGAAGGCCUGGUCGCUAGCGCUCUUAUUAUAUACUUAGCUUUAAUAUUCUUGUGUAUUAUAGCUAACUUUGUAAAUAAAUAAAUAAAACGAGCUGGGCGGCUAAUCACAAGUUC